Molecule: messenger RNA, 618 nt
Organism: Symbiodinium natans
Lineage: Eukaryota; Dinophyceae; Suessiales; Symbiodiniaceae
Source: the annotation of a GenBank genome assembly
AUGGCAGAGGAGGACGAAAGCAGCCCCGAGGGGGCGCAUGAGCCAAUCGAUGAGGAGGACGAUGACGCCGACGGCACCAUGCGGGAGAUCAUGGAGACACCUACCUCGCGGAGAUCUCGGACACGGACUAGGUCCCCUGUGGCGGAACGAUAUUCCUCGGCAAAGGCCAGCGGCAGUGCUGCCAAGGCAAGCGGAGUGGGAGGCACUACCAACGACUCCAGCGUGGGAGCAAAGGCCAAAACCUCGGCGACUGGCGCGGAGACGACAACGAGUGCGCCGGCAGUGCUGCCAAAGACAAUGGGGGCUGCACCGUGCAUGCCGGCGGGGCCUCCGCCUCCUACACCACACAACCCACCUGGGAUGGGCGGAGGAGGCCGACCGCCGCUGGGAGCAGGCGGACCGCCGCCACCUACCCCGGCCAAGGGAGCCUGUGGGGUGCUGCAACAGGGGAUCUACACCGUGGUCUGGGACCCCAACACCAACGUCACCUGGAUGUCCCUCGAUGCCUUCCCAAAAGGCAGUGUGCCGCAUCAGGUUAUGGUGCCACCGCCAACUCCUCCGACACAGGGUGGGCCAAGCAGGCCAGGCGAUGCAAGCACUCCAGCUGCGUGGGACUGA